This is a messenger RNA of Leptinotarsa decemlineata (Colorado potato beetle), 523 nucleotides long. RefSeq names its product Ribonuclease kappa (gene RNASEK). Lineage: Eukaryota; Metazoa; Arthropoda; Insecta; Coleoptera; Chrysomelidae. The record is from RefSeq and is a predicted model, not a curated record. Gene Ontology annotation, biological process: nucleic acid metabolic process. Gene Ontology annotation, molecular function: RNA endonuclease activity.
CAACUGAACUGUCACAUGACAUUCUAUUCUAGGGUGUUGUACUAGUUAUAAGACAAUUUUUGGAAAAUGCCAAUUUGCGGUCCAAAAUGUUCCCUAUGCGGGUUGAUAAUUAGUGCAUGGGGAAUUGUUCAACUGGCCUUCAUGGGGAUCUUUUACUAUGUAAAAGCAGUUGCUCUAGCUGAAGAUAUACCACAUGUUGAAUACGAGGGAGAUCUAAAUGAAUUCUAUCUUCAAGUUGAUAAAGGGUUUCAGCAGAAUGCUUAUAAUUGUUGGAUAGCAGCUUUACUGUACUUGAUAACAAUGGCCAUUUCAGCACAUCAAUUCUGGGCUAACAAUCGUUCAUCUUUAAAUGUCUAAUAUUAUUAAGAUUAUAUAAAAUUUUGUUGAAUUUAUAUUCAGAAAACUUAUGGCGAAUUCUGUACAUACUUCCAUGUUUUUUUUUUUCGUUACAUUCCUAUGUGUUUUUGUUAGUCCCAAGUAUAUUCUAUUAGAGUAAUAAACUAGAAUUAGAGAGUGGAAUGUA